This is a messenger RNA of Linnemannia hyalina, 4071 nucleotides long. The record is from the annotation of a GenBank genome assembly. Lineage: Eukaryota; Fungi; Mortierellomycota; Mortierellomycetes; Mortierellales; Mortierellaceae.
AUGGAAGAGAUGAACGGAGACACCGUCGUCGCACCUAACGACACCAAGCAUGUCGAAAACGAGAGCGAGACAAGUCACUCAGAAUCUGGCCAAGAGGUUGCUGCAGCAGCAGCUACUGAGCACCCGGCCGAGGAGCCAGAGCGUCACGUCGAGGUCGAGGUUGAGGCCCCCGAGCCUGAGGCCCAGGGUAUCCUGAUGAUAUCUCUUAAACCAGGUGGUCAAGAUGUUGUCCCAGGUACUCAGGAACAACAGGACCAGCCUGACCACCAGAACCAUUCUGGCCAUCACAAUAACCAUCAAGGCGGGCAAGACAGUCACCAUGACGAGGGGGAACAGGCUCAAGGGGACCAGCGUGGCAGCCAGCAAGACCAGUAUGACCCCUCCGCUCCCGAUAUCAGAAGGCAGCCGAUGGACCCUUUUCUUCAACACAACAUCAAAGUUGAGGAAGAGGAUGUCUACGAUAUCAACUCGCACCAGGCCAUUAAUCGUCCCGCUCACCACAUGAACCGCCGUCCAGUGGACCACUUCCGUUUAUAUGAGCGACCCAGUGACCCUUUCCAGGGCAUGCCAUAUGGAGACGGAGACGCUGAGGGCCCUCAUUCCAUGUCCCAGGGCAUGUACUCUGGUGGCAAUGACGGGGACUAUGACAUGGAGGCAAACCAAGAACAGCAGGACAAGGAUCCUUUUGACGGGAUAAAGAGUGGCUUUGAUUUGUUCAGAGGCAAAGGCGUUGGCUAUCAGUCCCGGGGAUAUUCUGGCGAUCACUCGCAGAACCGGCCUCGUGAAAACAACAAGCAAGAGCAGUUCAAGCCACAAGAGCAGUUCAAGCCACAAGAGCAGUUCAAGCCGCAAGAACAGUUCAAGCCGCAAGAACAGUUCAAGCCGCAAGAGCAGUUCAAGCCAUUCAACGAUAACAAGUCCCAAGGCUUUCACUCAAGGUCCAGCCAAGAUGGCUCUGAAAUCGGCGUUCCUCUCGGCCCACGAAUUCAAGUUAUGAGCAAGGCCAAGAAAGCAUUCAUUGACGAGCGCGCAAGUCUGGAGCGUCCUAACCGGUCAUUGUUCAUUAGAAACAUCGAUUACAAUACCUCAAUUGAAGAUGUCAGAGCGAUGUUUGAGCCUUAUGGAGAUAUCCAGAACGUUUUCAGUCUGAUCGACGGCCGCGGGAUGACAUUCAUUACCUAUUAUGACAUUCGUGCUGCGGAGUACGCCAAAAAGGAAGCCCACCUGAAGCUCUUGCACGAUCGUGCUCUUGAUGUCCACUUUUCAUUGCCCAAGGAGAUCAAGCAUAAGGCGGAGUGCCACGAGUCGGACCACAAUGGAACAUUGUUUGUUUAUAUUAGAGGCGUGACUAACGAGCACAUCCCUGACGAGGAACUCGAGAACUUCUUCUCGCGAUACGGAGAUGUCAAGAACGUCUUUUCACGCAGGGACGCGGAACACCAAAAGUUUGUCGAAUUCUUUGACUCACGAGCAUGCGCCCGUGCUUUCCAUGAAGCUCAAGGGGCUGCCUUCAGGCACGGCUCCAUUGACUGCAAGUUUGCAUGGGAUCACUACAGGCCAACGCCUGCACAUCUGCGUGGCACUGCUGCCAAGAGUUAUGAGCGUAACGAUGACAAUGGUGGCAGGUCCCAUCAUUCCAGAACACCCUCCCCCGCUCGCGAGAAGAGUAACUCUCGGAGACAAGACAGUCGAGACAGAGGCAAAGAUGGCGACAAAUCGCGCAAUCACGGCUCUUACACUCCCAAGAAUCCCAGAGGAAGAAGCGAGUCCAAGGAUCGAGACUCUCGUAGCAAGUAUGCUCGACGUGACAGCAAGGACUAUGACAGUCGAUCGCGCAAUGAUAAUUACAAGCGCAACAAUGACCGCUCCAAGGACCGAGGUCGCGAACGUUCGAAGGACCGCUCCAAGGAUCGUUCGCGAGACAGAAAGAAUAGAUCAAGAGACAGGUCAAGAGAUCGAUCCAGGGACCGUUCCAGAGAUAGGGAUCGCAAGUACGACCGCGACCGCGAUCGUGGACGUAACCGUGAUCGCGACCAAGACAGGGACCGUGACCAAGACAGGGAUCGUGAUCGUGAUCGUGACCGUGACCGCAUUACUGGAUCCAACUACAACAGUAACAACAGUAACAACAAUAACAGGUAUCGACAGGACUCGCCUGUCAGAACCUUCCACAAGCCAGGCAGUCUUGGUGACAACCGCAAGGACGAUCAAGGCAGGCCACCGUUCCCUGUUUUCCAAGGAGGUCAGCCUGCUGCAUUCCAGCCAUUCUUUCCUCAGCCCCCUGUACCUGCUCCUAUGCUGAACCCCCUCGAUAUAUCCGCUCAUCAGCGAAUGGAGCAGGCGCAAAAGGCUCAGCAGCUUGUGAACGAAAUGCUCAUCAGUGCAGGAAAGGCUGUGCCUACGCCACCUCCCCAACCCAUGUUUGGCGGUAUCCCUAGCGCCAUGGACUUUAGACGGCCUUUCGUACCAAUUCCUCCUACACAUCCAUUGUCAAUGGGUCAACCGCCUCAAGUGCCCCCUAUGCCACAGAUGCCGACAGCAAGACCACCUAUGCUUCCUGUUCCACCAAUGCCACCUGUCAUGCCAGUGCGUCCUCAGUUGCCAACGGAUCCUCGAUCACAUAUUGCUCCAGUUGCUCCAAUUGCGCCAGCUGUGAAACCUACUUCAAGUGAAGCACCUAAACCACCCACCUCAAUGCCUUUAACAUCUACUUCUCCACCUGCCUCCGCUGCCCCAAGCCAGUCCGUGUCAUCUGCUGCGGCGACGGCGUCUCGUAUGCCUGCUCCAGUAUCAGCAGCUAGCCAAGACUCCUCAAAACCCACCACAGAAGCUCAGGUUCAGCAACUUCUCCAGCUUUUGACCCAAGUUCAGCAGCAAACUCAAGGAGCACCUGGUGCAAAUGUGAAUGGUAACCAGCCGUCGGCUCUUGGACAGGCAGCGGCCUCUAAUGGUGUCAUGGCACUUUUGCCUCAUCUCAGUCAGUUGUCGCAGAUGGUGCAGCAAAACUUUCAGCCUCAACAGCAACAGUUAUCUCAGCCACAGCUACCGUCGCAAGUCCUGUCGCCUCAGUUUCAGCAAGCUCCUCAGCCUUUGAACUUCGGAAACAUGGGUGUGCCUUCAGGAAUGACGGGAAUGAUGAUGUCGCCUCCGGCUCCUCCUAUGAUGCCAGUACCUCCUCCUCCUAGUCUACCAGUUAUGCCACCUACUCUGGCAGCGACUUCCAACUAUGGUGGUGGUGGUGGAGGGCACCAGGCCAGACCAAGCCAAGACGGUAACAUUUGGUACAAGAGACCUUCUGAAAGCCACGAGCAAGGAAAGAACUACUCUGACUAUAACGGCACCAGCGGCAGCAACAGCAACCCCAACGGGACCAAGCGUCACUACACGGAUGGAAGAAAGGACUGGGACAAAGAUUGGGACAAAGAUUGGGAUCGGAAAGGACAUGCUGACGAUUACAAGCGAAGAAGAGACGAUGAUGACGAUAGGAGUGGCAACUACCGGUCUGGAGGGUCAUUUAGAAGCUAUCAAAACAACAGCAGCAGCAACGGAGGUCCAUCAUCUUCAUCUCGAAGAGAAAGUUCUGUGGUUUCUGAGCGUCAUAUCAAGCGAGAGAAUGACGAUGACUACCGUUCUAGGAACAGCCACCGCGACGAGGAUUACAACGGAAACGGAAACGACAAUGUCGAUGGUACAAGUGGAGGCUAUGGCAAUCACGACCGACGUGACAGCAAUGACCGAGAUUGGGACGAGCAAUCGAACUCUUCCUUCCAGCGUGAUUUCAAUUAUCGAGGCCGUGGCCGAGGCCGAGGUCGCGGUCGUGGCUGGGUUGACCGUGGACGAGGCCGAGGAGGAUUUACGCGAGGCGGCGGAUACGGUCGCAAUGAUGACCGCGAAAGCGGCGAUUAUGGUAACGACAACCGAGACGGCGGCAAUGGAGGCAGCAAUAACUACAACAACGGCAGUGGUGACUUUUCUGGCCAGCGUGGAACUUGGAUCCCUCGUGGUCGCGGCCGGGGCCGUGGUACAGCCCGAGGAGGACGCACAGCCUCGUUGGAGGAUGAUCGGUACUGA